Molecule: messenger RNA, 722 nt
Organism: Lucilia sericata (common green bottle fly)
Lineage: Eukaryota; Metazoa; Arthropoda; Insecta; Diptera; Calliphoridae
Product: rRNA 2'-O-methyltransferase fibrillarin-like
Exons: 2
Coding region: 327-572 (81 amino acids)
Source: RefSeq, a predicted model, not a curated record
UAUGUAAAGCUAAUCGAAUGUCAGAGAUGUUUGCUACUUUCACAGUUAUAACUGUAUAGCAGCAGUAUAUGUAUGCAUGUAUUGAUUUGGAAAAUCCAUGAUGUGAACUAACAAAAAUUUCGUAAACAGUUUUAUUAUUUAAAAUACGUUUAUUACUUGAGUAACAGUAAAAAUUCUGCUAAAUCGGUGAUUUCCAUGUAUGUACUUAGGAUUUCCCUUAUCAGUUUGUUAAUAAAUAUUCUAAACGAAUAUUUUGUCAAAGUAUAAAAAUCUCUAGGCGAUAAGCGAAUUUUAUUCAGUCAUUACAUUCACUUGAGAAAAUAAACAUGAAAUUUCUGUUGUUUUUGACAUAUUUGUGUGCUCUAUUGGCAUUUAUUAAAGCUUCUCCCCUGCCUGGCGGUGGAGGUGGUGGAGGCGGCGGUGGUGGGGGUCGCGGUUGUAAUUGUGAACCCGGUGGUGGAGGAGGAGGUGGCGGAGGCGGUGGUGGUGGUCAUGGAAAUGGACCGGGUGGACCAGGUGGUGCAGGUGGACCUGAUUGUGUGCGUCCUUCUUGGUUGCCUCCCUGUCCAUAAAACAACUUCAAUAUGAUAGGUUAAAAAUUGUUAAGUUUUGAUUGUUAUUUAAAAAAAAUACUUAGUAUAAAUUAUAAAUUUAUAAAUACUGUUCUAAGUUAGUAGUUUGAUUGAAGUGAAAAUAUUAAUAGAUGCAUUUUAUUAAUUACA